This is a messenger RNA of Coregonus clupeaformis (lake whitefish), 2715 nucleotides long. RefSeq names its product phospholipid phosphatase 3. The record is from RefSeq and is a predicted model, not a curated record. Bases 512 to 1420 code for a protein of 302 amino acids. The transcript has 7 exons. NCBI's taxonomy places the organism in Eukaryota, Metazoa, Chordata, Actinopteri, Salmoniformes, Salmonidae. Gene Ontology annotation, biological process: phospholipid dephosphorylation; phospholipid metabolic process; canonical Wnt signaling pathway. Gene Ontology annotation, molecular function: phosphatidate phosphatase activity.
CUGAGAGGGAACUUAAAGAGAGAGAGGAGGGGAAGGAGGAGGAGAAGAGGAAGGGUUGAUAAAACUACCAUCUCUCUCUCUCUGCGCUCAGAGCGCUAUUCUCUGCCAGGCUUUGAAGCGGACUGAGAGAGAGAGAGGAAAGAGUAGCAGGCUUCGUUCAUCAUAGCACCUUUACAGUAGUUUACCAUCCCAAAGCGUGAACCGGACAGACGAAAGGUUUUAAUCCAGGAUCUGAAGAGACGAUUUAAGCAGAAAAGUCCGGUUUCUAAAGUAAAAUAUUUGGACAGACGAGGCAUCGCAUCGUUGCAGCGCUGAUACAAAGUUUGCAGGACCUCUCCUUAGUUGGGAAGUUCGUUUCCCAUAGUUGGCUUCUGAGUGACAUUCGCUUCUUCUUGGCUUUAAACCUUGACGGACUAAAUAACGUGAUUUAGUUUGUUUGGAGCGCUGGUUGAAUUUUAACUGGAGUCGGAGUUGUUCCAUGCAACUGUAGGCUAUUUUGUACGAGUAAGCCAUGGCACAACAGACCAGAAACGGAGGGACCUCAUUGAACAACAACGGCAGCGAUAACAUUAAGAGGAAACUGUUGACAGGACUGGACCUCUUCUGCCUGCUACUAGCUGGCCUGCCCUUCCUGAUAAUAGAGACUAGCACCAUACAGCCGUACCACAGAGGUUUUUACUGUUCUGAUGAGUCCAUCAGGUACCCAUAUAAAAAUGGAGACACUAUCAGCGAUGCUGUGCUCUGUGCUGCUGGCAUUCUUAUUGCCAUCCUCUCUAUUGUUAUAGGAGAGUGUUACAGGAUUCACAAUCUGAGGGUGGGAUCUAAGUCUUUCGUUGGGAACCCUUAUGUCUCAUCUCUCUACAAACAGGUUGGAGUGUUUAUAUUUGGCUGUGCCAUCAGCCAGUCGUUCACAGACAUCGCCAAGGUGUCAGUGGGCAGGAUGAGACCGCACUUCCUGGAUGUGUGUAACCCUGAAUGGUCAGCCAUCAACUGUUCCCUCGGAUACAUCACCUCCUACACCUGUAAUGGCCCUGAGAGCAAAGUACAGGAAGCCAGGAAAUCCUUCUUCUCAGGACAUGCCUCCUUCUCCAUGUUUACUAUGCUCUACCUGGCUUUUUAUCUCCAGUCCAGGUUCACCUGGCGAGGUGCCCGUUUGCUCCGCCCCCUCCUCCAGUUCACGCUGCUGAUGAUGGCAUUCUACACCGGCCUAUCGCGCGUCUCCGACCACAAGCACCACCCCACAGACGUACUGGCCGGCUUUGUACAGGGCGCCCUGGUGGCCUACUGCAUAGUGUUCUAUGUAUCUGACCUGUUCAAGCCACAGGAGAAGCCUACCUCGCCCCCUCCCUCCCCCAUCAAGAAGGAGCUCCUCCCCCCUGCUGACAUCAUCGAGCGGAACAACCACCACAACAUGGUGUGAGACAGGCCCGCCCCUUCCCCUGACCGAGGAGCCUAUCACAGCGCUUCUCGCCUCCCAUUGGACAGUAGAAUGUAGCGACCAGAGAGACUAUGGUCGCAUCUCAAAUCGCACUCUGUUCCUUAUAUAGUGCACUACUUAUCACACCAAAGUAGUGCACUACUUAGGGAAUAGUGUGUUAUUUGGUCCUGCCCUGCAGAAACCACUAUCCAGACUCUUUACUACUAUUGUUCUUACUACUAUUCUGAUUUGAGCCCAAGUUAGAGCAAAAAUUAAAUAAUAAAAAGCUAAAAGACAAGAAGUUAGAGACAGAGAGACAGACAGACAGCAGUGCAGAGCCACUGAAACUGAACACUUCGUAACCACACAAAGGGAAAAAAGUGUCAAAAAAGAAAUGAAUGAAUGAAUGAAUGAAGGAGCGAAAGAGGCCUUGACAUAGGAUAACAACUUCCUUAGUAAUAGGAACGAUAUUACUGCAAUAUUACUAGCACACGACACAUCUAGUAUAUGAGUAACAAUAUAGAGUAGAAUAACUUACAGCACUAUAAUCCAGUUCACUGUCAAUUAUCACCACUCGCCACCAUAUGGAGCAGCUAUAAGAACGCUUGUAGAUGCUUACGUAUAAGGUGAAGUUAACCUGUAACUAGUUAACUUGUCCAAUGCCAGCUACUGACUACAACAACAGAAGGAAGAGACCUGGAGAUGAACCAGACACAAUGGGACUCAUUUAUGGACUCUUGGAAGAUUAGUCCAAAUGAGGACAAAAAAAUAUCCUUAUAAAAAUCUAGUUAAAUCCUCCUCUAGCUUCUACCUCCAGGUAUAGAAGUUUGGACUAGUCUAGUUGUCAGCUCAACAAGCCUCUUAUAACUGCCCCUAUGAGUAGCCUAACCUGAGAUGAUGCUUUCUGAAAGAGGGGGGUGGGAUGAAGAAGGGGUUUAUGAACGAGGUAGGGUAAAGGAGGGAUAUUGAUUAGUAUUAGUUUGCGGGAGUCAAGGGGAGGAAUGGAGGGAGGGGGAGGUAAAUAAUAAAUCUCUUAGCCACCUGUCACCCGGUGUGGGGGCGUGGCUGUGCCAUGCUGCCAUCUGAUUAGCUGCAUAGGUGGGGGUGUGGUCUGUUACCAUGGAUGUAGGGUUGAUUGACAGCUAAGCUGGCACAUUAUUAUGGGAUAGGGGCUCUUUCCGCUGGCAGGGAGGGGCUCUGGCCCACCCAGUCACUCAUUGGCAGUAUGUAUGUGUGUGUCCUGUGUGUCACUGUGUGUGUAUGUCCACUCUGUGUGUGUUUUGUUUGUGUGUGUGAUG